Messenger RNA from Anguilla rostrata (American eel), 7473 nucleotides. Its product is annotated as ankyrin repeat and sterile alpha motif domain-containing protein 1B-like. Gene Ontology annotation, biological process: ephrin receptor signaling pathway. Gene Ontology annotation, cellular component: cytosol. Lineage: Eukaryota; Metazoa; Chordata; Actinopteri; Anguilliformes; Anguillidae. The transcript is spliced from 11 exons. Bases 3802 to 5640 code for a protein of 612 amino acids. The record is from RefSeq and is a predicted model, not a curated record. Gene Ontology annotation, molecular function: ephrin receptor binding.
GCACCCCACUGAUGCGUACUUCUCCGCCGCCGCGGGUUUCCUCGAGCGGAAUUUUGUUUGUUUCCGUUUGCUCCCGUCGUCGCCUUAAACUCCAGUGGCUUCUGGCCAAAAGCCAGGUGACUGUUUCCAUGGUGAUGAGACUUUUUUUGUGUUUCAGCUGGAAGGAAGGAAGGAGAGAGGGAGGGAUGGAGAAAGAGAGAGAGAGAGAGAGAGAGAGAGAAAGAGUUUCUCAUCCAGCAAGCUGUGGCAAUACAAUUGUACAGAUUUGUCAUGCCAAUAAUGCGUAUUGAAUUGAAUUAAAAUUGUGUGAGAGAGAGAGAGAGGGGAGAAUGACAAAGAGCAUCAAGCAUGCCUCAGGACAUUCAGCAGGUCUUCAGAAGAGAAUUUCAAAGUCUUCAUCCCGUUUGAACAAUUUAAACUAUGGCAAAAUAUACAGUUUAUUUUCUUUGCAGUCACUCCACUCCAUUACUGUUUGAAAUACUGCUGUCUAGUUCUAAGGUGAAUUCCUUGAUCACUGGGGUUCACUGCACUUGUUGUCAAGAAACUUCCUGGACAAUGGACAGAAGAUGGAAACUUGCUCUCCACCCGUUCUACCCCGAAACAGUUUGUGAUGAGUUUAGAUUUUGAUCCAGGAUAAUUUGCAAGUGGAAAAAAAGUAUCCACACCCAUUACCGGAAUAGGCUGUUCAAAUCUGCUGAUUUUGACAAACUGAAGUAUUCCAAACCCUUUGAGUAUGUGGCACAACAUGAAGAACUGCAGUAGCUAGACUUUUUUUGUAAGAUCAUAUUUUAGUGUUUAAAAAACUGGUGUUCAGUGUGAUUUUUGUGUGCAUAUUUUAACACACUAUUUUGAACAUGACUGCGUAUUUCUCUGAAGGAGGAGGUGGGGAGCAGGCUCCUUGUUGGCAACAGAAUGGGCCGUUCCAUUUUGCCCUAUGUGCAUCAAAGGCAAAGCGGAUAUCCCAUUAGAAGUGCACUGCAGAAUCUUUAUUGCCUAAUUAAUUAUCGGCACUGUGGCUCCUCUAUAUGUGCAGAUGACUCAUUAUGACCUCACUCAUGCAAAUCCUGCAUGCCUCCUCUCUCCUGGGCCCCGUGGUGUAUCUGACCCCAUGUGAAAUGAGUGUGCCUGUGCCUGUGCCUGUGCACGCCGAUAACACGCUGCACCAGGGCUUCAUCCGUUCCUCCUCCUUUUUUCUUCCUCCUCUUUCUUCUCUGCAUCCUUUCAUUUAAGCUCACCCUCUUCGUUUCCCUACCAGUCGGAAACGCUGCGCCCCUGGUUCAUUCUCCUCUCUGCCUUCUCUUCACUCUCUUAUCUCCAUGGUAACCCUCUUUCUUGGUGGCACCUUCACAUCUCCGUGGUAACCCUCCAUCUGGGUGGUACCCUCCUGUCUCCGUAGUAACACAUCCCGGAUGGAACCCCUCGUCUCCAUGGUAACCCCCUGUCCGGUUGAUGAUGCUGUCUCUCUGUGGAGCUGAGAGGAUGUCCCGUUGCAGGAGGGGCAGGUUCUGCACCUGCGCUCUUACACCUGCUGCACACGUCUUUUCUGGCCCCUGAGUCUCAACUCGUUGCCAUGGCGCCUGCUUCCCCUGCUCGACUAAUGAGGGUCUAUCCCUGAGGGACCUGCAGGGGCACCGGCCCCUCGUUGUGCUCAGCUCACAUCCACCGUGCAGAGACAAACACAGAGCCAAACUGUGCAGGACCACAGCGGUCUGGUGCUAUGGGAACCACAGAGCCAAACUGUGCAGGACCACAGCGGUCUGGUGCUAUGGGAACCACAGAGCCAAACUGUGCAGGACCACAGCGGUCUGGUGCUAUGGGAACCACAGAGCCAAACUGUGCAGGACCACAGCGGUCUGGUGCUAUGGGAACCACAGAGAAAUGUGCAGGACCACAGCGGUCUGGUGCUAUGGGAACCACAGAGACAAACUGCAGGACUAGAGGGGUCUGGUGCUAUGGGAACCACAGAGACAAACUGCAGGACUAGAGGUGUCUGGUGCUGUGAGAACCACAGAGCCAGACUAGUUAUUUUUCUUACUUGUAGUGUUCUGUUCCAUCCAAUCUCUCUGCAUCGGUCUCUCUCUCUCUCUCUCUCUCUCUUUCUCAGCCCCUCUCAUUCUCUUCCUCUGCAAAAUGAUAAGCUCAAUUGCCUCUGGAAUCAGCACAGGGGUGGGUGACAUUAAUGAAAACAUAUCAGGCAAAUGCACCUAAAUGAGCUUGGGGCCAGUGCAAUAGAUUUGUCCCUCGUGUUUAGUAGCUUUGUGAUAGAUACAGAGGAAGGCAUGUAAUCCUGUACAGCUAGUUCAAGUAGGUCUUUUUUCCUGUUGGUUUACACUGUGUAGUGUUAUGUGCAACAGAUGUACAUGUUGUUGCCGCACACGUUGUAGAUUUACAAUAUAGAGGAUUAUGUGUGGCUAAUUUAUACUGUGCAGUGAUCGCUGGAUUACCGUUACACGGAUGGUCAAGCUUAAAUUUAGUAGUAAUCCCCUAUGUGCAAAAACGUGUAUGCGCGUGUGUGUCUACAUGUGUGUGCUUGCCUGUGCUGGUACCCGAUCGCAUGUGGUGUGCGGCCAGUGGUUGCCGUGGAAGCAACAGGGAGGUAUGUAGUCAAGCGGACAGAUGUGCUGUGGUGAUGUAUGUCCCAGAACAAUCACCGGUCCUGCAGGAGGAAGGAUUCCCAGAGCUUCUCCUCUUCUUCUCCCCCUUCCCUCUCUCUUCCCUGUCUCUCUCUCUCUCUCUCUCUCUCUCUCUCUCUCUCCCUCACCCCUCCACUCUUCAGGCUCCCCUCCAUCUCAUCCUCCUCCUACGGAUUGAAACGUUUCCAAAUGCCUGUAAGCGCAGGGAGAAAUCAUGUCUGUGUUAGACCUACUUAGUCCACAGCGUUUGUACAAAUGCCCUCCUGCUGUUUGUACUGUAUGUGCGUGCGUGUGUGUGUGAGAGAGAGAGAGUGUGUGUGCGUGCGUGUGUGUGUGAGAGAGAGAGAGUGUGUGAGGUUGCCUCAUCAGCACAUUAGAUACUUGUAACUUGCUUUGGGUAUAGAGACAUUAAUGAGGGCAUUAAUGAGGAUACCAAAUGCAUGCCAAUAAAUAAUUUUUAACUGAAUUUACAGAGAAACUCCUCCUCACAGAAUUUAUGUAGGUAGUUGCCUGUAGGUAACUGAAACCUUUGCUUUGGAAACAGGGUAUUAUGUCAAACCAAUAAAGUAUCUUUACAUUUUUAUAAAAGCAAUGAGGAUGACUGAUAGGGACUACUGAAGCCCACAACUAUUAUGUCAUUAUCACUAAGGGUUUUGGUAAUCUGUGGGGGAGGAGGACAGAUUUUUGAACUGUGGUCUGAACUGUGUUGUGACUGUUUUCAUCAAUCCACAAAGUGUGUGUGUGCUCGCUUGUGCAUGUAUGAUGUAUGCAUGUGCAUAUGUUUGUGUUUUGUAUCUGUGUGUGUGUGCGUGUGUGUUUGUGUAUGUGUGUGUGUGUGUGUGCUUGCUUACAUGUAUGAUGUGUGCAUGUUUGCGUGUGUGUGUUUUGUGGCUGUGUGGGUGUGUGUGUGUAUGCACAUUUGAAUAUAUGCGUGUGUGUGUGUGGGGGCGGGCUGAUCAAAUGGCUAUUAUCAACAGCCGAAGGUACAGUGGGUGAGAGCGCGAGAGAGAGAGAGCGAGAGCGAUCGAGAGAGAGAGUGAGGGAGCAAGAAAGAGAGAGCGAGAGAGGGGGUGGGGGACAGAGUGAGAGAGAGAGGAAGGGAGGGAGGAAGGAGAGGGAGAGAGAGGGAGGAGGGAGUGUAGAGGACCGAAGCUGCAGGAACGUUCAGAUGAGUGUGGGAGUAGUUGAUAAAGAGAAUUCUGUCAGGCAGCAGCUCUCUCUCUUUCUCUCUUUCUCUCUCUCUUUCUUUCUCUCCCUCACGCUCUUUCACACACACACACACACACAUACACACGCGCGGACGCACGCACACACACGUGCGCACGCAGGGCGCGAGAGGGAGAGAGAAGAGGAUCAACAGCUGUCAGACCCCCCCCGCGCCGCGUGCGGUAAUGGUGACCCCUGCGCAGGCGGGGGGCUGAGGGGGGGCCGGGAGCGCAGCCCGAGGAGGAGGGGGAGGGGGGUAGGGGUAGGUGGGGGUGGGGGGGGGGAUCCCCGGGUCUCGGAGACCGCCGGCAUGGCCAGCUCUUUCGACAGCCACUUCGCCCGCAACGUGAUGUGGCAGUGCCAGCUCUCACAGCCGGACUGCCGCUGCUACCGCGUGGACGGCUACUCCCUGCUGAAGCGCCUCCCGCUGCACCCCCUCAUCGGGCCCCGCUGCCCCGUCCAGUCCGUGGGCCAGUGGCUGGACAACAUCGGCCUGGUCCAGUACGAGAACCACCUGCUGGCCAACGGCUUCGACAACGUGCAGUUCAUGGGCAGUAAUGUGGUGGAGGACCAGGACCUGCUGGAAAUCGGGAUUCUCAACUCGGCCCACAGACAGCGACUCCUUCAGGCCAUCCGCCUCCUGCCUAGGGUGCGGCCGAUUGGUUAUGAUGGGAACAACCCCACAUCAGUGGCAGAGUGGCUGGAGUCUCUGGAGCUGGGAGACUACACCAAAUCCUUCCUCAUCAACGGAUUCACCUCCAUGGAGCUGGUCAGGAAGAUCUGGGAGAUAGAGCUCAUCAAUAUGCUGAAGAUCAAUUAUAUCGGACACAGGAAGCGGAUUCUAGCCUCCCUGGGAGAUCGACUGCACGAGGACUUGCCCCAGAAACCCGGCCGGGCCAUCUCCUUACGGGAGCCGAUUGGGAACCACACACCCCCCCAGCUGUCCCCCUCCCUGGGUCAGAACCUGUACACCUCCAGCUCGCUGGACGUGCAGCACCUGAUGAUGCAGGCCGAAGCCCGCCGUCGCCGUAACGAUGCCUACUUCGAGGACGUCCCGCGCUCCAAGCUGGAGAGGCAGAUGGCCCAAGUCAGCAUGGCAGGCGAGUGGUGUGAGCCAAUCACGUUGAGGCCUCCCAACGAGGCGACGUCGUCCACGCCUGUGCAGUACUGGCAGCACCACCCGGAGAAGCUCAUCUUCCAGUCAUGUGACUAUGAGGCUUACUACCUGGGGUCCAUGCUGGUGAAGGAGCUGAGAGGGACGGAGUCCACCCACGAUGCCUGCGCAAAGAUGAGGAAGUCCACGGACCAGAUAAAGAACAUUCCGACCAUCAUCCUGUCCGUCUCCUACAAAGGGGUCAAAUUUAUCGACGCCACUAACAAGAACAUCAUCGCAGAACACGAGAUCCGGAACAUCUCAUGUGCUGCCCAGGACCCUGAUGAUCUCUCCACCUUCGCCUACAUCACCAAAGACCUCAAAUCCAGCCACCACUACUGUCAUGUCUUCACUGCCUUUGAUGUGAACCUGGCCUAUGAGAUCAUCCUGACGCUGGGGCAGGCGUUUGAAGUGGCGUAUCAGCUGGCCCUCCAGGCAAGGAAGAGUGGGCACGGGUCAUCCACUCUGCCAGAGAGCUUUGACAGCAAACCUGGGAAGCCCAUGGUCAAGCCACGGGGCAACAUCCGAAAGUCUAUGGAACAGCCCUCUAUGGACCAAAAGGGUCACGCCAACGUGCCGUGGAUUUUGGAGCCUGGACAGGAGGCCAAAAGGGGCGUCAACACCAAAUAUGAGACCACUAUUUUCUAGUAUGUGCACACUGUCCACUCCCAAGUGGGCGCACAGUCUAGAGCGCCCUCUAGAGGCUCCUCCCGGCAGAGUCACAGGCCGGGCGACCGUGUGACCCCCCCGCCGCCCAUCGCAGACCGUGGCCACCGCAUGACAGCGCCUCUCUCUCUCUCUCUCUCUCUCUUCCUCUGGAGGGCCCCGCAGAUGCACAGACACCACCCCCAAGGGUCCGCUUCUCCGUCCUGCCCUGUAGGGGGGGGCACUGGUGGACACAGUGCCAGUCACAUCUUGUCUCUGGACAGGCCCCCCCUCCCCUCCCCCACACAUACUUACUCUCCACCCAAAGCCUCUUUCGGGCAGAUUGUUAAACCUCUCGUUCAGUAACCUUCUGGCAUGGAGUGGGGCGCCAUCUUUUGGUGAGACCGAGGAACAACAAGAGAGGCUUUUUUUUUUUUUGAUGACUUCAGCUUCGAUGUGUAGGCUCAGACCGCCAGGAAGAACGUCUUGCUUUUUCACACGAUGUAGCAAACUGUACUUUUUAAAAGUUGAAGCCACAUGCCUUGCAAGCUUUCAUUCCGUCAGGCUUUCCUUUUGGUUUUUGAGCCAUUCCUUUUAAGUUCGUUUUAAUGCGAUCCUGCCGACAUUUCCUGUGGCCUGCGCGUGUUGUCCGCUUGAAGCAAACAGAUUCAGCUGGAUUGUCGCUAAUGGAGACCGUGUGUCCGAACACAAGAGGGAGCCGUCGAGGGAUACCGAGUUACCCAGUAAAGUCGGAGGGGGGGUGUUGUGUUGCUGCUCUUAUGCCGUCUUGCUUUGGUUCUCCUGGUGCAGCAUGGGGAGUGUAGUUCUGGACAUGGGCAGAGGGGACCCCAAGCUGAGAGACUGCAUUUCCCUGGGAAACUUGGCACCGGUGUUGUAGUCCCAUUCACAAGGCAGUGUGCGACACUCACGUCUCUCACUGUGGAAUUCAAGGAAUGUAGCCAGCCUGUAAACCUGGACCAACCAAACACAGCGUGCACAACUCACACAAACCCUGACAAAGGACUGUGGACCUGCAGCCAUCCCUUUUAACUGAAUGUAAACUUUGUACAAUGUAUGUUGUAAUGUUCGCAGCCCCUCCCCAGGGACCCCAAGGUUUUGACCUCAGGUUCAGCCGAAGGGGAGCAAGGACUUUAUUAAGAUUUGAGGGUCUAUUUUUGGUCAAGACCCAUAUAUGAAUCCAAAUAUAAUUGAUUAUUAAUAUGAAAAUGACUAUUAAUGUAAAUAGUAAUUAUUCAAAUUAUGGAUAUGUCUAAGAAUAUAAUUAUGGUUAUGAAUCUAUAUAUAUAUAUACACAUAUGAUUGCAGUUACAAUUAUGGUUAUAGAUAUGAUUGUCAUGAUUAUGAAUAUGAGUGUGAAUAUGGAUAUACUAAAUGUGAAUGGACUGGCGUUGUGAGAGUUAUUAGGUGAGUCAGUGAUCCGCACAAGUUAAUGAACUUGUGGAUUAUGAACACCCCAGCAAUAGACAUACCAUCCAAUUGAAUAUUAAAUUUGAUAAAUAUUAUUAUUAUUAUCAUCAUCAUCAUUAUUAUUAUUAUUACAAUGUUACUAUAGUCAAUGUUGUCUUAUUGUUACAUUAUUUUUCUCAAAUGUUCUGACCUGAAGUUAGACUUUAAGCUAAUUGGCAUCUAAAAAUGAAUAGAAGACGACUUUUUUUUUUCCAACCAUUGGAUGGGUAGAUGGCUAAAGUAAACCUGAGUUUGAGCAAAGAAAAUUGUGUAACUUCUUGUUUGGCUGAACUGUAAUUAAUGUCACACGUAAUAUUUUUGCUGCGGUACUAUUGUAAAAUAAAAAAAUGCAGUCCUCUUGUAAAUUAA